Molecule: messenger RNA, 951 nt
Organism: Dryobates pubescens (Downy woodpecker)
Lineage: Eukaryota; Metazoa; Chordata; Aves; Piciformes; Picidae
Product: olfactory receptor 10A7
Exons: 1
Coding region: 1-951 (316 amino acids)
Biological process (GO): G protein-coupled receptor signaling pathway
Cellular component (GO): membrane
Molecular function (GO): olfactory receptor activity; G protein-coupled receptor activity
Source: RefSeq, a predicted model, not a curated record
AUGGAAGCUGUUGAGGCACUGGGGCUCACAAACCAGACCUACUUCAUUUUGCAGGGCUUCACUACUCUUCAGAUCUUCAUCUUUGAGGUCAUUCUUCUGAUGUUCCUAAUCACAAUGGCAGGGAACCUUCUUGUCAUCAUAGCUGCAAGCACUGACCCUGCCUUGCACACCCCCAUGUACUAUUUUCUCCAAAACCUGGCUUUCAUUGAAAUCUGCUUCACACUCAGCAUAGUGCCCAGGAUGCUCGUGGAUUUGUUGCUGGAGAGAAAGGUUAUCUCCUUCUUUGCCUGUGCCCUGCAGCUUUACCUUGUGCUGUCCCUCAUCACUGCUGAGUGCUUCCUCCUGGGGGCGAUGGCAUACGAUCGGUAUGUAGCCAUCUGCCAGCCCUUGCACUAUGCCUCGAGGAUGAACAGGAGAGUGUGUCUGCACCUGGUGGUGGCAUGCUGGGUGGCUGGCAUUCCGCCCGCACUAGGACUCACUGGCUGGCUCUUCAGCUACCCCUUCUGUGGCCCCAGGGAGAUUGAUCAUUUCUUUUGUGAUGCCACUCCUGUCCUGGCCCUGGCCUGCUCAGACACACACUUAUUCCAAUACCUUCUCUUCAUCACUACUGAUAUAAUUAUUUUUCUCCCAUUUAUCCUGACUGUGGCCUCUUACAUCCAGAUCAUCCAUACCAUUGUCCAGAUGCCUUCAGCUGAAAGAAGGCUCAAGGCCUUUCUGACCUGCCUGGCUCACCUGGUGGUGGUGACACUGUUCUACUGCACGACUGGCUUGGUACAUUUAAAGCCAAAGAGCAGUGUGAUGGUGCACAGCAGGAAGCUGGUGGCCCUUUCUUACACGGUGGUAACCCCCAUGCUGAACCCAAUCAUCUACAGCUUACGCAACAAAGAAAUAAAGCAUGCCCUAAGGAAGGUCCUUGGGAGCAAGGCAUCUCUGCCUUCACAGGCCCACUGA